Messenger RNA from Symbiodinium sp. CCMP2456, 654 nucleotides. NCBI's taxonomy places the organism in Eukaryota, Dinophyceae, Suessiales, Symbiodiniaceae. The record is from the annotation of a GenBank genome assembly.
AUGGCCUUCGAGCUUGAGUAUCGCUACACCUUCCUGAACGCAAAGGAGGAAGUCGAGGAGUCUCCUGGAAGAGCGCGAGCUCGCAGCGCUCCACCCGGCAGAACGCAAGCUCGGCAGGAGCCCGAAAUCGAGCCGGAAGACAGGCCUUUCAAAGGCCGAGAGCUGGCACCAGAGUUGCAACAGUUGGUUCCAACUUGGGGUAGUCUGGGUCAUCCGGAAACGUGUCGCCGGCCGUGCAUUUACUUCAUUUCGGGACAUUGUGCCAAUGGACGGAGCUGCACCUACGGCCAUAUGGCGCAUGUGGAGAGGAUGCCGAAACUCGAUAAGAAGCAGCGUAUGAUGGUGCGGCAGUGCAGCCAAGCUCAGCUUCUGAGUUUGCUAGUUCCAUUGUGCUAUGACAGGGCCGAGCGCUGCGGCUUUCUCAAGGAAGCAGCUGAGAUCCUCAAGCUGAUGGAGGAGUCAAGCAGUGCGAUGCAACUGCCUGAAUCUUUUCCGUCUCGAGAAUUCCGCAAUUUGCGCAAAGCACUCCGAAAAAUGAACUUUGUCAGCCUGGUUGGCGUGCUGAUCACACACCAGUCCAAUCGGCCAGAUGAUAAUCUUGCCACUCAGUUGGUUGAGUCGAUGGACAUCCUUCGCGAGCAGCUCACUGUCUAA